Molecule: messenger RNA, 408 nt
Organism: Metarhizium brunneum ARSEF 3297
Lineage: Eukaryota; Fungi; Ascomycota; Sordariomycetes; Hypocreales; Clavicipitaceae
Source: RefSeq, a predicted model, not a curated record
AUGUGUAUCUGCACCAUCCUCCACUACCACCACGCGCCCCCUUGCCCGCGCCCCGUCAUCUUCACAACGCACUAUCUCUACUGCCCCGACGCCAUUGUCAACCCAGUCACCAAUGAGAUCCUCUCCCCUUGCAGCAACACCAGCUACAAGCCCUCCCAGGGCAUCGACUACCCAGACCCGUGUUCCACAGGUGGCUGCCUCAUCUCGCCUCUCUGCAGCACGGGCACCUGCCGGCUCGAGGACCUGAAUGGCCUGUGGGUUUGCUGCCAGUGUGACAGAGGGGGGAACCAAUUUCGGACCUGUACCAACAGGAAGUGGGCUUGUCCGGAUACCUUUUGCUAUCACAAGAUCUGCCAGGGGUGUAGGCCGGAUCUGGGCAAGGUCGGCAACCUGCCCGGAGGGAGGUAG